GCAAAAAGGUUUGUCUGAGGAAGAUAUAGAAAAAAUAAUACCGAAAAUAAAUCAUUCGUCUAUUAAGGCAGCUACUCAAAGUUUAAAACAAAUAGUUGCCGAGAUUAGACAACAAGCCCAACUAAAAAAAAUUCAAACCACAGAAAGCAUUGCUUCACCAGAAAAAGAAAACCCAGGUCCAAUUUUAGUAAUCGGAGUUGUCUCGGGCGUAAGCGUAAUAAGUGCUUUGAGUGAUUUAAUGGAAAAUCCUACCAACAAAGAUGAGAAGAAAAAGGUUUCACCUAUUCAGAAGCCCAAGAAUGAAUUGCA
Racocetra persica is the source of this 309-nucleotide messenger RNA. Lineage: Eukaryota; Fungi; Glomeromycota; Glomeromycetes; Diversisporales; Gigasporaceae. The record is from the annotation of a GenBank genome assembly.